Ochlerotatus camptorhynchus is the source of this 1731-nucleotide messenger RNA. RefSeq lists its product as uncharacterized. NCBI's taxonomy places the organism in Eukaryota, Metazoa, Arthropoda, Insecta, Diptera, Culicidae. Gene Ontology annotation, cellular component: membrane. The coding region runs from base 1 to 1731 and encodes 576 amino acids. Gene Ontology annotation, molecular function: ligand-gated monoatomic ion channel activity. The transcript has a single exon. The record is from RefSeq and is a predicted model, not a curated record.
AUGGAUACCACGGCAGCGUUAAUUACGGAGAUAAUCGAUCAGUACUACACCCUGCGGCAAGUGCCUCUACUGCUAGCGAGUGAAGGUAACCCGAUCCAGCUGGAUCUGAUCAACCGCAUCGUCUUUAGUCUGCGGCACCCCAGAUUAAUCCAGUUAAAUUCAACCAUCUACGACUACAGAUCGUGGUCCUACGCCGUAUUUAUUGGCGUAAGCUACGAAAGCUUCCGUCUACACGUCAACCAGCUGAACUCGGAACGGUACGAUCUGUUCGGUUACUAUACGUUUGUCUUGAGUGAGGCCAGCGAAGCUCAAAUCUCCGACGUAUUCAAAGCGUUAUGGAAACUCAAAAUGCUCCGUACCGUACUCAUCGUAGCUAAAGACGACGAGCCGCAGCUGUACAACUAUUCGCCAUAUUCCAACCACACAUGCGGUGAACCCACUAUUCGUCGCAUCGAAAACCACACAUCCAGCGAAUUGUUCGUACAACAACUGAACGAUUUCUACGGCUGCCCAAUCAAUUUAGGAACCUUCGAAACGCCUCCGUUCGUUCACUUCCAGAACCAUUCAAUAAACGGUUUCGAAGGAGAUCUCGCCACUACACUGUCGGGCAUGUUGAACUUCCAGCUAUUGAUCGUAACCCCUCCAGACAACGCCCAAUGGGGAGACCCUCGCCCGAACAAUGGCAGCACUGGAUUGAUGAAGCUCCUCCAGGAUGAAACCGUGCACUUCGGAAUCGGAUGUCUUGGCAUUAUACCACAACGUAACGAGAUUCUCCAACCCGGUAGACCCCACUACAACUCGCGGGUGCUCUUCGCCAUACCGGAGGGGCGUCCUCUGAACUCUUUCGAAAAGCUAUUGCAACCCUUCGAUCGAACCGUCUGGACUGCGGAAAGUGCUGUAAUCUGCGUCAUAGCUGCGGUAGUGCUGAUCCUAAAAUUUGCUCCUAAUGCAAUCCGGGACUUCAUAUACGGAGCGGAUAAUCAGACGCCCUUCCUGAAUGCGAUCAACAUUUUCUAUACCGGGUGUUUGCACAUUGUUCCAAGACGAAACUUUGCCCGAACGCUUCUGAUCCUCUGGACCGUUCACUGUUUCGUGAUGAGCACCGUCUAUCAAGGUCUGCUGUUCAAAUACCUCCAGGAGGAAUCCAACCAUAAACCCAUCGAUGCCAUAGAGGAGAUCGAGCGAUCGGACCUGCACUACUACAUCAACCGAAAUGCCGAUCGAUUCUUCCAGCACAAUCCUAGUCUGCUAAGCCGUAUUCACCACAUCGCACCUGGCAACGAUAGCAUGACUAUAGCGCUAGACUCCAUAUCUAGCCGGAGAGUUCAGGACGGAGUCGUCCUGUGCACCCUCGAGCACAUCGCGUACCACAACAAACAUCGGCUCAGUAUGGGAUUUCUCCGUAGUACACGGGAUAGCCUCAGUUCGUAUCCCAUGGUUAUCUACUACCCGAAGCGGACCUUUCUGGUGCGGGUCUUGAAUCGAAUGGUCGGUCAGAUCGAAACCGCUGGGUUGAUGAACUACUGGGUACGGCUAUAUGGAAACUACAACUUUUUCCCGAAGAAGAUCGACAUCGCACAACCAACGGCCCUCAGCGCUCAACAGCUGAUGGGAUGCUUCGAGUGCAUCUACAUCCUUUGGAUCAUCGGUUGUGGAGUUUUUAUUCUCGAACUGCUGUCCCUGAAACUAAACACCCUGAGACGGUUUAUGGAAUUUCUCGCACAUAAGUAG